AAAUCCCCGCGAACUUAAAUGCAUUUACAGUAUUUUCUUUCAAUGUGACUCUGAUCCUUCACAGCAGUGUCCCACCCUCACACUGGUGCAUCAUACAGUAGUACCACUGAACAUUCAUGUAACUCGUGUUUUUACAGGGUGGCCCUAUUGCAAUCCGGGCAUCCCUGCAGCGUCCUGGUCUAUUUUCCGGGAUGCUACUGUUGUCCCCUGCUAUACGGGCCGCGCUGCUGGCAGGGAUGAUCGUCAUAGGAUCAAUCGGCGCCUGGCUGCUUCCAGAGGUCCGUGUGGGCGGGCCUCGGCCGCUACUAGUACUCCUGAGCAAACACCAGGAAAGUCAAACGAUGUACGUAAACGAUCCUUUCGUCUUUAAAGACGGGAUUAAGUUGCGGGCGGCACAUCAGCUGCUUAAUGGUAUAAAAGAAACACGCCAACGGCUCCAUGAAGUCGAGUGCCCAUUUCUGAUACUACACGGUGAGAACGACUCCGUAACAGACAUCGGCGGGUCCCGAGAACUGUAUGAGCAGGCCAGGAGUCAAGAUAAACAGUUAAAGACGUACCCCAACUGUCUGCACAACUUACUGCUGGAGACGCCUGACGAUGUAGAGAAGGUUCAGAAGGACAUCGUGGAUUGGUUGUUACCCCGUGUGGACCGGGCACAGACUUCCUCCUCACAUGUAUGGUUAUAAACUCUCAUUACUACACCCCAUAAGGGGCGGUAUAACCCCAAUUGUGCAGUAUAACACCGUAUGCCUCUACUACUUGUACAACUUCUACUACUUACGUUUAUGAAGGUUAUACAUCCAGGUAUACAAUAUUCAAAUGAUUCAAUUUCUACAACUGGAUGAUAAAAACGGAGAUUUACUGCCGGAUGUUUCGAGUGACAUCCAUCACUCUUCUUCUGCGUCACUUGUGAAGCUUCGAAGAGAUCAAAUUGUAUUUGAAUUCUUCUACUACUGUUACUACACAUAUCGCAGUCUUGCAACUGUGUUUAUCCUCCAAAAUAUGCCUGUAUUCCUUUGAUCGCAGAUGAUAGGUGUGCAACCAUUGUUUUCGUUGUAAACUUAUACUGAUUUUUGUUGUUUAACUCACAUUUUGUUGUCCAGAAGAAAUAUGUUGAGUCAAUCAGAUGAAGGUCCAUGAAUGACACAACGAUUUUAUUCCCAUAUCGUUAUACAUGUAUAUGUCAUAUUGUAGAUAUCAGAGGUGUAAAUUCAAUAUACGUUACAUAGUGUUGUAGUAUAUGAAAUGCAGUACAUAUUUUACCAUGUGUGCGCAAAUUAGCCUGAGUAGCCAGUACUAGCCACCAUUAUACUAGUAGUUGACUAUGAUAUACAUAUGAUGAUCGCUGUCUAGAAUAGCACUAGUCCAUAUAUCUUCAGUCAUGUGUAUGUAUCAUGACUAGUUUGACUGUAAGAUAUUGUGCUGCUAUGUUUAAAUCAUGAUAUUCGAUAUAAUGACGCUAACUAUCGCCUGGCUUGUAUAUAUCGUUCUGAUAAUUGGAUUCAGUACGGAUUGUAAACAUACUGGUAUGAUGGUAAACAAUAUAUCAUAUCAUUUUCGUUAUACAUGUUCAGUUAUACAUGUAAAUGUCGGUGUACAUGUGCUUGUACUCUAAACAUCAGAUCGUUUACUUGCGUACGUAAGAGAAAAUAAUGGUUGUCGCGUACCAAUAAAUGGAUCUAAGUCGUUUUGUGACAUUAGAUAAAUCUAACCCGUUUACAUGCUGUUCCUGAUGUUAAAAGGGUUAAGAUAAGCCUAAAACAUUGACGACACUAGCUUCUCCGACUAGGCCUGAAUAAAGGUGCCGCGUGUAGACCAAGUACGUA
Molecule: messenger RNA, 1826 nt
Organism: Branchiostoma floridae (Florida lancelet)
Lineage: Eukaryota; Metazoa; Chordata; Leptocardii; Amphioxiformes; Branchiostomatidae
Product: monoglyceride lipase-like
Exons: 5
Coding region: 192-686 (164 amino acids)
Cellular component (GO): membrane
Molecular function (GO): lipase activity
Source: RefSeq, a predicted model, not a curated record